AUGAGCUCCCAUGCUGGAGGCUCUGGUGUAAGCAUCUCACGUGGAGUGACAGGUCAUGAAUCUGAGGAUCCGCAUGAAGAAAACAGCAACGAUGAACCUUACACCCCACACUUGAUGGCAGUGAGGCCUCAGCUGAGGAGCGCUGAUCCAGCCGGAAGAGGAAGAUCAAGCAGUGUGGAGCAGCUGGGGAGACUUUCCUUACCCGGGAGGAAAGCUCGCAGAAAGACCUGCACUGAAGACGACAGAGGAAGAUGGAGAGAAGGAAACCAAGUAAGUGAAGAGGAGAGAAGAAGUGUUGAACGUGCAGAAGGAAGGGUCAGAGGGAAGCAAAGGCAGUGGAAGACUGAAAGAACACAUGGAGCUGGAGCCCAGGAAAGAUGUCAUUCUGACAUGCAGUUAAAUUGUGCUUUAGAAGUUGAAGAAGGAUCAAACAACUUACAGGGAGGACAAACAUGUCCCAGAUUUAUCUGUAUCGGCUGCUCCCAGACCAACACCGUCAGUUUGAUUGCCCAGUCCCCUUGGCCCACAGUGAAGCCCAUGUCUUCUUCUCCCCCUCAACUUUCCAUCCCAUCCAGCUCCACACCACUGCAAGCUCAGAGGCUUUCCCUCAGGACGGCUGCAGAAGGCCUGCACCACCACCCACCCAGUUCAUCCAGAGAGCCUGAGCCGUUCUGGUUGCAGGUGAGAGAUGGAACAGCGACUGCACGAUCAUCACAAAGUCACCAUAGCUCAGAGUUGGGAGAAGAGGAGGAGGAGGAGGACAAUGACGAAGUAGAGGGUGAGGACGUGGAAGAUGGCAAGGAGGAAGGCCGCGGUGUGAUGGAGGUGACGAGCCAAACCACGACGGUGGCAGUGGUGCCACACUGCCUUCCUUUUGGGGAGCGAAGGAUGUGUAAAAGAGAGAAGAACAGGAUUAAGUGUUUGAGGAGGAGGCAAAGGAGAAGAGAGAGGUGGAGACAUGAGAGCCGACAGAGUUCAACAGAAAACCCAACCACCAGCAGCAGCAGCAGCAGCAGCAGCAGCAGCAGCAGUGAGGACGAUGAGGACGUGAGCACCAGGGACAAAGAAGGUUACAUCUGUGCUGUGUGUUUGGACGUGUACUUCAGCCCUUACAUGUGCCACCCGUGCAGCCACAUCUUCUGUGAACCCUGUCUGCGGACGCUGGCUAAGAGCAGCCCCGCCAACACCCCCUGCCCCCUCUGCAGAACAAUCAUCACGCACGUCUUCUUCCAGAAGGAGCUAAACCAAACCACGAGAACAUUUUUCCCGAAGGAAUACCUUUCUCGGAAACAGAUUUUUCAGAAAGCAAGUUGUGCAAAGUGGCCUCUCCCAAGCUGCAGAAAGCUCUUCCGUAUCUUUGGAGGCUUCCAGAGGCAGAACAGUCCCAUUGCCAGACGCCAGUUCCCCCACGGAGGCAGCUUCCAUCAGGAUGCCAUGGACUUUGAAGACGACUCUCAAGGCUGGCGCUUUGACAUGGACAUGGUCAUCAUCUACAUCUACUCAGUCAACUGGGUUAUCGGCUUCUUCAUAUUCUGCUUCCUCUGCUACCUCUUCUUCCCUUCUUUUUGAUCAUUAAAAUCAUUAAAAUGGGGGAUUGGUGUAGUGGGAUGUUUGGGAAUCUAUUGUUCACAUGACGUGUGGAUGUCCCGUGUCUGUACAGUGUACGGAUGGAAUCAAUAUACAGUAGCAACUCUUAA
Solea senegalensis (Senegalese sole) is the source of this 1697-nucleotide messenger RNA. Its product is annotated as E3 ubiquitin-protein ligase RNF180-like. Gene Ontology annotation, biological process: positive regulation of proteasomal ubiquitin-dependent protein catabolic process; protein polyubiquitination; norepinephrine metabolic process. Lineage: Eukaryota; Metazoa; Chordata; Actinopteri; Pleuronectiformes; Soleidae. Gene Ontology annotation, molecular function: ubiquitin conjugating enzyme binding; metal ion binding; ubiquitin protein ligase activity. Gene Ontology annotation, cellular component: endoplasmic reticulum membrane. The record is from RefSeq and is a predicted model, not a curated record. The transcript has 4 exons. Bases 1 to 1569 code for a protein of 522 amino acids.